Molecule: messenger RNA, 480 nt
Organism: Lathyrus sativus (Indian pea)
Lineage: Eukaryota; Viridiplantae; Streptophyta; Magnoliopsida; Fabales; Fabaceae
Source: the annotation of a GenBank genome assembly
AUGGGUUGGAAAGCAGCUGAGAAACUGAUUAGGCAUUGGAAAGUUGUGCGAGGAGAUAAUGUUAUGAUUAUAAGGGGCAAAGAUAAGGGCGAGACUGGGGUUAUUAAGCGCGUUGUUCGCUCUCAGAAUCGUGUCAUUGUUGAAGGCAAAAAUCUGGUAAAGAAGCAUAUCAAGCAAGGGCAAGGUCAUGAAGGGGGUAUCUUUACAGUUGAAGCCCCAAUCCAUGCCUCCAAUGUGCAAAUUCUUGAUCCAGUCACAGGGAAGCCUUGCAAGGUUGGAACUAAGUAUCUUGAAGAUGGUACCAAAGUCAGAGUGUCCAGGGGAAUAGGAGCUUCUGGCUCCAUUAUUCCUCGUCCAGAGAUCUUAAAGAUUAGAACUACACCAAGACCUUCUGUCGCUGGUCCCAAGGAUACUCCAUUGGAGCAUGUGUACGAGAAGACAUACGAUGCUAAAACAGGAAGGGGCAUGCCUGAACUUUAA